Fusarium vanettenii 77-13-4 is the source of this 237-nucleotide messenger RNA. RefSeq lists its product as uncharacterized. Gene Ontology annotation, biological process: protein ubiquitination; anaphase-promoting complex-dependent catabolic process; positive regulation of mitotic metaphase/anaphase transition. Lineage: Eukaryota; Fungi; Ascomycota; Sordariomycetes; Hypocreales; Nectriaceae. Gene Ontology annotation, molecular function: zinc ion binding; cullin family protein binding; ubiquitin protein ligase activity. Gene Ontology annotation, cellular component: nucleus; anaphase-promoting complex. The transcript is spliced from 3 exons. The annotation marks the transcript as partial. The record is from RefSeq and is a predicted model, not a curated record.
AUGAAAGUCACCAUCAAGGAGUGGAACACGGUCGCUACCUGGCGAUGGGAUAUUCCUGAGGACGACGUCUGUGGUAUCUGCCAGGUCCACUUCGACGGGACGUGUCCGACUUGCAAAUAUCCCGGUGAUAGCUGCAGCCUGUUAUCGGGAAAAUGCGGCCACAACUUUCACAUGCAUUGCAUACUCGAAUGGAUCAAGCAGGACUCUUCGAGGGGUCAGUGUCCUAUGUGUCGUCAA